UUUUCCUCAAACAAUGUCGACACUCUCUCCUUAUUAUUCCCUUUCAUUUCUGAAUGUCUUUCCAUCGUCUCCUAUGCUCUGCUUGCUGCCCCCAUAUAUUACUGCUACCCAUUUAACACCAUCAUCUUAAAUGCUGUGUUUUCACACAUCUCUAUACCCUAUGUACGUGUAUUGUUCAUAGAUUCUUCAAUCCUCUUCUUCACUUUGAUUUGUCAUUCUAAAAAGCAACAGAAGUAUAGGAUACCCUUUUUUUUCCUUCCUCUUUUUAUCUCUCUCCCUCUCUAUAUAUUGCACCCACCAUUUGUUUUGCUUUAGAUUCUCGAUUCUCAUGUUCAUCUUUGAGGAUAUAUUGCCGCUGCUCCGCCUUGAUCGUUUGAGGUCGAAGAGUAGGCUUUUCCCAGAGUCCUUUUUGCAAACAAUAACCGAUUCAAUGAGCAACACGAGCUGCCAAUCCUCGGAGCUAGAGAUUUGCCGUGACGAAUCAGCGGCGUUGAAGUUAAAGCUGAUAGCUAUAGCCUCAAUCCUCCUCGCCGGUGUGGCCGGGGUCGCUAUUCCACUCAUCGGGAAGCACCGUAAGUUCCUCCGUACAGAUGGGAGCCUCUUUGUCGCCGCUAAGGCCUUUGCUGCCGGCGUGAUUCUGGCCACGGGCUUCGUCCACAUGCUCGCCGGUGGUACCGAAGCUCUCACAAAUCCUUGCUUGCCGGAAUACCCUUGGUCCAAAUUCCCAUUCCCGGGCUUCUUCGCCAUGGUUGCCUCUUUGGUUACUUUGCUUGUUGAUUUCGUGGGGACUCAGUAUUAUGAGAGGAAUCAAGGUUUGGCUAAAGCAAGUACUGAAGAACAGGUUCGAGUGGGUUCGUUAGACCCGGAUUCAGACUCUGGGAUUGUACUAGUUGUGGAAACCAAGGAUGGGAAUGGGAAGGUUUUUGGGGAAGAGGAAGGUGGGGGAAUGCACAUCGUUGGGAUGCAUGCGCAUGCAGCACAUCAUAGGCACAGUCAUCCACAUGGACAAGAUGGCUGUGAUGGCUUAUUGAGGAGUCGUGCACAUGAUCAUGGUCAUGAUGAUGGACAUGGGCAUGAGCAUGGAGGUGAGGAUGAUGAUAGUGACGUGAGGCAUGUCGUUGUUUCCCAGAUUUUGGAGCUUGGAAUUGUAUCACACUCGGUCAUCAUUGGCCUAUCAUUGGGUGUUUCCCUGAGUCCAUGCACAAUAAGGCCUCUAAUUGCAGCACUAUCAUUUCAUCAAUUCUUUGAAGGGUUUGCACUCGGAGGGUGCAUCUCCCAAGCUCAAUUCAAAACCCUAUCAGCCACAAUCAUGGCCUGUUUUUUCGCCAUAACAACCCCAGCUGGAAUUGGCAUAGGGAUCGCCAUCGCAUCGUUCUACAAUCAUUACAGCCCAGCAGCUCUGAUUAUUGAAGGAGUCCUAGAUUCUUUAUCCGCUGGAAUUCUAGUUUACAUGGCAUUAGUAGAUCUCAUUGCUGCAGAUUUUUUAAGUAAGAGGAUGAGCUGCAAUUUUAGACUUCAAGUAGUAUCUUACUUCAUGCUCUUCCUAGGAGCUGGUUUAAUGGCUUCCCUUGCCAUCUGGGCCUAAAAACUUCACUACUGUUGGUUUUGUUAGUUCUUUUAUUUUGGCAUUUAUUUUUGGGAAUUCAAUCACAAACCAUAGAACCCUUUUCUUUGUUCUUUCCUUCCACAAUGGAAAGGAGGAAGGCUGCUGAAAAAAGAAAUAUGUUGUAAGCUUAUCCUGAUGAUAUAGUACUGGUCAAGCUCCACACCUUUUUCUCCUGUUGUAAAACAUGCAAUUCUAUAUACAUAUAUAUGUGGUGACAAUAACAAGCCAAAAUUCAAUGGUAUUGAUGGUUCAAUCUUUGCAAGAA
Molecule: messenger RNA, 1871 nt
Organism: Gossypium raimondii (Peruvian cotton)
Lineage: Eukaryota; Viridiplantae; Streptophyta; Magnoliopsida; Malvales; Malvaceae
Product: zinc transporter 4, chloroplastic
Exons: 4
Coding region: 329-1585 (418 amino acids)
Biological process (GO): zinc ion transmembrane transport
Cellular component (GO): plasma membrane
Molecular function (GO): zinc ion transmembrane transporter activity
Source: RefSeq, a predicted model, not a curated record